Linepithema humile (Argentine ant) is the source of this 1836-nucleotide messenger RNA. RefSeq names its product protein bric-a-brac 1. Gene Ontology annotation, biological process: regulation of transcription by RNA polymerase II. The record is from RefSeq and is a predicted model, not a curated record. Gene Ontology annotation, molecular function: protein binding. Gene Ontology annotation, cellular component: nucleus. NCBI's taxonomy places the organism in Eukaryota, Metazoa, Arthropoda, Insecta, Hymenoptera, Formicidae.
UCAUGACACUCGUGAUUAUGGCGAUCGUCAGACGAAAGAGAGCAGUGUUGUGCAAAGAAUAAUCGUUUACAGAGUGAAAACGGCAAUUAUCACGAGGUAAGGAACGACAGACGCGAAUUCGACUCCUUGCCCAUUUCUCGUCACGAGUCGAUGGUCCCGAAUUAGUGCUCCGGCUAUUACGUUCAUAAAUCACGGGGUCACAAUGACUGUCCUUUCCUCCAGCCAUACCUGAGUACAAUAAUAGAUUUGGCUGGAACCUGCAGCUUGAUUAAAUAAGUGGUAUUGUGUCUCGAAGUGGCUCCACCAGUGGCAUUUCUACAUCGCGAUCGCGUACAGUGGAUUUUUUCUCGACUAAAUCGAUAUGGAGAGCCAACAGUUUUGUUUACGAUGGCACAACUUCCAAAAUACACUUUUGAGCUCUCUUCCAAAAUUGCUCGAUGGUGGUUACUUAACUGAUGUCACACUGAGUGCUGGCGGGAGACAUAUUCAUGCUCAUAGAAUUAUACUCUCAGCUUGUAGUUAUUAUUUUAAAGAACUAUUUAAGGAUUUAAGUUCUUUGCAACAUCCUGUCAUUGUGUUACCAGGCAUGGAAUAUGCAAAUUUGUGUGCUCUAGUCAAAUUUAUGUAUAAUGGAGAAGUGAAUAUUUACCAGGAACAAUUACCUGCGCUUUUAGCUAUGGCUGAUACAUUACAUAUCUGUGGAUUAGCUAAUAUAGCUGGGAGAAAUUCCAGACAUGACAACGGCCAAUAUAUACAGCCAUCGACUGUAAUGCAACAUCAGAAGAAAACAUUGAAUGAAGAGACAGUAAAGAUCGAGCCGAAAGAUAAUUCAGUGACCACAGAAUCGUCAGAAUCAAUGUCAGCGCCGCUGCCGGAAGUGAUGGAUAAUUUAGACGACGAAGAGCCUUGCAACGAUCAAGAAAGUAUACCGUAUUGUGUGAAGACGAAACCUUAUUACUCUAUAAACGCGAAACUAAACCAAAGAGAGAAAACUGUUCCUGUUAAUGUGUCUGCUAAUAAGUAUAUCGAUAAGGGAUACUCGGAGAAUGUAGUGGACGAAACUGCGUCUGUAGUCGAGGAACCAAUAACGCCUGUAGAGGAUAUAAAAUCACCGCCAGCUGCAUGGGACACGAACUUCAAGUUGCUCACGGCAUUCGGAUCCGGCAAGACAUCCCAGACUUACAACAAAUCUAGUGUCACCUGUCUCAUUUGUGGUAAACAGCUGAGCAAUCAGUACAACUUGCGGGUGCACAUGGAAACACAUAGCAAUAGUUCGUACAGCUGCACAGCGUGUUCACACGUGUCACGAUCGCGAGACGCGCUCAGGAAACAUGUAUCGUACAGGCAUCCAGUGGCUUCUUCGCAAAAACGUCCACGUUAUAGUACGUCAAAGCCACCACUGUGAUGGUGAAGUCACUAUUGUGUUACUAUAGAUACUUUAACCCUCGCUAGGCUAUUUCUCUCUCUCUUUACCAAAAAUGUAAAUUUUUCGUACAAUUAGAAAGAAAAAGAUGAAAAAAGAAACCAAAUAUUUUAUUAAAUAUACAUAUUAAAUAUGUAAAAGUAAAUAUAUCAAAUAUAUAAAAAUAAACCCGUUUUGACAUAUUAGAUACGUUGAAUUAGGGAAUAACUUAGCAAAACAAAACUAAUGGUACCUCAAUUAUCCGUAAGAGCAGCUCUGGACUGAUUAAUGAUAAGACGUAACAUCUUACUUCGUUAAGUGUACAAAACGACAAAGUAAAGUGUGAUCAUGUUCCUGAAGCCCCUUAGUGUUCGAAUUGUUAUCGUUUUCUUGUUAUUGUUACAUCGUUUUAAUAAAGACAAGUUUAAUGACUA